Molecule: messenger RNA, 11429 nt
Organism: Podarcis lilfordi (Lilford's wall lizard)
Lineage: Eukaryota; Metazoa; Chordata; Lepidosauria; Squamata; Lacertidae
Source: the annotation of a GenBank genome assembly
CAGCAGCAGAAUGAAGCAUCUUGAAGGCACUUUCUCCCAUUUCAGUUCAAUGGCAACGCUUUAAGAACUGAAAAGGGGACGCAGCGAUGGGCAAGUAGGUGGGCAAGCAGCAUAUGCACUCUAGUCUUACAAGCUGGAACAUUCUCAUCCUGGCAGCUCAAAGCGAGCGUUUGCAUACUAACAUAGGACAUUUUCCUUUGGAGGCAUCGGAGUAGUGGGUGGGUUGUUUAUGUUUUUGGAAAGCUUAGAGUGCUACCUUCACAACAGACCAUUUUAAAUAGAUCAGAAAAAUCAAUAUUCAUGUACAUGCAUGCAGACGCUAAGAAACUUAUUUCCGUAUUAAGAAAAGCCCUUAAAAUUUUUCUACAAAACAGCACAAGUUCAAAAUGAGAAGGCUUCCCACUGAUAUCUAUCUUGCCACUGAGAGAACAGGAUUGUGGCCUAGAUGGGACACUGCUCUUAUGUUCUUAGAAUUUUAGCAAAUAUACCUACAGCAGAUCUGUUCUCUUUACACCACCUGCUUUGGCGGUUGAGAAGUGUGGUUCUUAUUCUACCUGCAUAUCCGCAGUUAGCCUUAGCACAAAACAGUUGACAGUUAAAGAACUACUAAGAAAGUGCAACAUUCUUUAACUGACAUUUACGGCACUGGCCUUGGACUUCUAAUCUUUAGCAGACAGGCACACAAAUCAAUCCAUCAGCUCAUAAAGGUGUGCUUUCUUAACCUCUAAAACAGAUGGGAUUGGCUAGAAAUGUCUAGCAUGUCAAACUGUUAAUCACUGUUGCCCUUUCCACAAAAUAACUCACUUAAGUUGAGGCAUGGUUGCACUGUAACCGACAUUAGUCUGUGGGAAACCCAUUUAACUGUCACAUACUCCUGCCACUCCUGCUCUCCCUUAAUUAAGCCUAAUGCCUUAUAAUUUGACCUUUUGUGCCAACCUAUUAACCCUAUCUAGUACAAGUUCAGAUAUGUUAAACUAAAAAUUUGCUGCAAAAUAUUAAAUGCCAACCAAGCUGCAGAAAACAGAAGUGUUAUGUUUGUCUACCCAAGUAUGAUAGGUCUCCUCCAUACACAACCCCCCCCCAAUAAAAAAUGUAGAAGAGUGGGAAAUGACACUGAUGCAAGAGUUGCAUUCUUAAAUUAAGACACAACACAACUUAAUAGAAUGUACUGUUGUUAAAACUAUUUCAAUAUGCUUCUUUCAACACUAUCCCUGCCCUGUGGAACUUGGCUGGCAAGUUGCCAAUCAAUUUGGAAGUGAAAUGAGGCCAUUCAAAAACAAGUUAGUGGUUUCUCCAUACUUGUGGGACUUCCUGGGUUCACAGAAGCAGAUAAAUUUGUAAAUUAAAAGAAAAAGGCAUUUUAAUACACACACACACACACACACACACAAUGGUCCUAUGAACUUUCAGAACCUACACAUGUUGAAGCCAUAGAAAUCCUGAGCUCUUUAGCGCUAUAUAGCACAGGGAGAUGAGGUUUCAAAAGAGUGGGAAAGAAAAAGAUUGUCCUCUGUGAAUUCCAACACACAGCUAGAAACCUGAAUUGGACUAUUCCAGUUAGAGGCAGUGAUACACUACAACAUUUUGUUGCAGACCCUCACUUACAAUUAAUAUACUUCUUCCACCAGUUAUCAAACCUUAUAAUAUCAGCAUAUGUUAAUGAAAAUGAAAAUGAUUACAGCAGCACUAUUGUGUUAUAAAAGUUUUAAUUUCCCUGUUAUGGUUCACCAAUACUAAUUACAUUGUUCCUUAACAGGACAAUAUAUUUUAUUCCAUAUCAGGGAGAUCAUUUGCAAAUUUAGGAGGUAGUAUAAUCGAGAGAGACUCUUGAGAGUCCCAAGGACUGCAAGAAGAUCAAACCUAUCCAUUCUUAAGGAAAUCAGCCCUGAGUGCUCACUGGAAGGACAGAUUGUGAAGCUGAGGCUCCAAUACCUUGGCCACCUCGUGAGAAGAGAAGACUCCCUGGAAAAGACCCUGAUGUUGGGAAAGAUUGAGGGCACAAGGAGAAGGGGACGACAGAGGAUGAGAUGGUUGGACAGUGUUCUCAAAGCUACCAACUUGAGUCUGACCAAACUACGGGAGGCAGUGGAAGAUAGGAGUGUCUGGUGUGCUCUGGUCCAUGGGGUCACAAAGUGUCGGACACGACUUAACAACAACAACAAAUGAGAGAGAGAGAGAGAGAGAGAGAGAGAGAUUGCUAUCGAGGCUUCAAAAUGCUUUCAAAUAGAAGACAAAUAGUCGUCCUGAGUCACUAUAGCUGACAACUGAAAAUUAUUAGUUUUAUCAAACUCUGACCAACUUCACAAGUUAAAAACGUAACAAUUUUUUUGCACUAACAUUUGAGUCAGAAAACUUCACAGUGCCAUAAAUCUACCAGGACCUGAUUCAGCCUGUUUAUUUGGUUUAUAUUUAGAAAAAGUAUGCAAUGUUAAUUUUACUUGAUGUAUAAAUAACUCAAAAGUUUAUUUUAGAUGUCUGAACCACAUGACAAUAUGAAAGCGUUUAUUGGAGUUUUAAAAGAAAAAAAAUUAUUUUCCAAUAGCUAAAAGUGAACUAAUUAUUUGACUAGGAUUGAAUAUUCAACAAAGAACACUUCAGUGUCGAUUAAUACACUUAUCAGCCUGGUUUUGUUUUUUCUUUCCCUUGCAGUAUAUUAAAUGAAAGAGUAUUACUUUUGGCUUUGAUUUUAUUUACGACUGCUCGGAUGAAUUCAUGACUUGAUUUUUGCUUGUUUUACUUAUUUUUGGUUUUAAUUUAAACCUUCCUUUUGUUUACAAAUAACUAUACUGUCUGUGUGUCUGUGAUAUUGAAACCAGAUAGAUACACAGUAGUUUAUAAUUUUGAAAAUGUAUCAUUUGGCUGUUAUUGGACCUAUUCAUUAUGUUACUAAUUUUAUGUAUUUUUAGAAUGUUUUUUAUGGGAAAUGUUCUGUCCCACAUGGUACCAACAUAAAGUAAUUUAAACACUAAACAAUAAAUGGUACUAAAUACAAUCUUAUGCAAUGCAUAUUAACCAUUCCAGUUAUUGCUAUGCAGACUUCACACAAAACAAGAGUGUUGAGUAGUCAUUUGACUAAAAUAUUUUUCUUGGAACUACUUUAAGUAUGAAGGCCUUCUUUUUAGUCUUCCUUUCAUGCCAUCCUAAAUGCAAUCUAUAUAUUCCUCAAGGAUUCCGAACUUAUUAUAUAUAAGAGUCAGACUACAAAAGUAUGCAUAUAUGUUCCCCUUUUUUAAUGCAUGGCUUAAUCCAGGGAAAGCUAAGAAUUUUAAGUUCCAAUGGAAAAAGCUGAAGCAUGCACUUAAUUUUCCCACCAAAAUGAAUGGGACUUUAAACAGUGUUUUAUAUAAAAUGUAUAUAAACAUAGGUAAGAUUCACAUUCUUACUAGCCCAGAGCUUUCCAAACUUUUCAUGUUGGUGACACACUUUUUAGACAUGCAUCAUUUCGCGACACAGUAAUACAGUUUUACUAGCAAACCAGAGAUUAAACUACAUCCCUUUCCAGCAUUUGUGCAACACACCUACUGACUGCAGCCGAUACACUAACGUGUCAUGACACACAGUUUAGAAAGCUCUGUACUAGCCUAAUAAGAGACUACUAAAUGUGGUCAUGCUAUAGCUACAGCUAGGCACUUUGAUUUUAGUGGAAGAAUUGUGGGUGUUGAAAUCAUUUUCACUGCAAUGUGGUGCAGUGGUUAGAGUGUCAGACUAGGACCUGGAAGACCAGGGUUAAACACCCCCCCCACACACACACACACAGUCAUGAAGCUCAGUGGUGACCUUGGGCCAGACGCUGAAUUUUUCUCUCUAACCUACUUCACAGAGUUUUUGUGGGGAUUAAAUUAGGGAGGGAAGAACCAUGUAUGCCAUCUUGAUCUCCUUGGAUAAAAAGGUGGAAUAUAAAUGCACCAAAAAAGAAAAACUAAAUAUACUCAGGCAGUGUUUAAAACUCCCAUUGUUCUAGGCGCAUUUUGUGACAGGGAAUUUCAUUAAUGCAAGCAGUCUGAGCUCUGGGCACAGUACUGUGCCUAAGAUUUCAGAUUAAAAGUGCAGAGUAGAAGGAAAAUAGGACCUUUUUCUGCCUCCCCACUUCUAGCUACUCUCUGAAGACUGGAAAAGAGACCCUCUUAAGAAUAUCGGGGGGCGGGCAGAGGAAGGACUAGACCAUUUGAAAAAUGAACAUAAUAUUUUAGCAGCAGUUGAUUCAUUUUCACCUUUGUAUUCUCAUUAUAAAUGCAAGCCUAGAAAUUCUGUUGUUCUGCCCAUAACCUAGGUUUAAGGUGCCAUUUAGCUCCUAGCUUUCAUAUCCCAGUUUCUAACACUGCAUUUAGGUGCUUAACUUUAAAAGUGGCAGUACUCUGAUGGCAGGGCGUUUAAGUAAGGCCCCUUUCCCACACUGUUCUGAAGGGUUCCCUCUCCUCUCCCAGUGGCAAUAGAUGACCCCAUCAGUGUGAGCAAAGUCUGAAUCCAGCCUAAUAAUCACACACAGUUUUAUAAACUUUAUACACAUUAUUCAGUAUUCACAAACCAAUGCUCAAUUGGGAAGUCAUCAAGUUUUCAGAUCUAACUGAACUAUUCAAGGCACUAUACAAAAAUCUGUAUAAAUUUUCAAAUUACAAAAAGUUCAGAAAACAUCUGAAGAAAAGAAAACUUCCCCAACUGUUGGUAUAUUAAGUUAUUUUCAUCUAUUGUUUUAUUUGUCAUUUACCUAAAAUGUGAUAUGGAUUGGCUGAAUCUGUAUUUCUGUAAGUUCGGCCUAUGUAACAAAGUAAACAAAGAUGUAACACAGACAACCAUAAAAAAAAUUCAGAUUUGCACUCAUCACAAGCACACAACAGCACUUUGAACUGAUUAUUAUUGGCUGGGGGCACGUGGAAAAGAUGUGUGCAUGCAUUCAAAUAUGUACAUGUGGGGAGUACGACCCCAGUGCAGGGAUAAAAUGAACAGCUAUUUGUGCUUCCAUAUAUAGGUAGGAAGGGUAAGUGGGAGAAACAAAUGGUUCAUCCAUAUUCCUAAAGAUCCAAUUGCUCCUUUUGCCUGAAAAACGUGGGAUUAUGUUAGCUGCUGUAGAAUGCUGUCCUUCCCCAUAUCUCAAUAGUGCAAUGUACUUGAUCCCACCAACUCACCACAAAGCUUUCCUUGUGAGAGUCAGCACUGAAAUUUCUCCUCAAAGGUGAGUCCCACAUGUAGUUCCUAGCUACAGAAUUACAACCCCACAGAAGAACACCAGUGCCUGAUUAUGUUCAUGCUAGCCAGUGCCACAUGGCCAGAGCACACCGUCCAAAUAGAUGCUCCAAAAUUAUGAACUUAUUUCCAGUUUGAGAUUUCAUAUUCUGAACCAGACUAUCUUCCAGAUGAAGAAGAACAAUUUUGUUUCGAUUGCGAUGUUAGUACAGGUGGCUUUAAUCUAUAACACUGGGAAAUUUUUACAGUUCACACUUUAGUUCCGCUAUUAAAGGAUUUUUAUUCAAUACUUGCCCUCAGGAUAAUGAUCUGUAACUAACUUUCUUUUCUUUAUAAAUUCAUCUUGCUACUGGAAAAAAGAAUCCAGAUUUUUAAAAAAUGUUGGGCAAAUUUACUGCAGUUUUAAGAAAAGACGGACACGGACUUAAGUAGACUACAAUGCAACUACAGGAUCCGUCUUUCCACUUUUGAAAUUCUGACGUUGAAGGGGGGGAAAUAAGCACAUGCAUUUUGCAGAACUGAUUUAAGGAAGGCAUGUAUUUAAUCAAAAUAAAGAGGAAAUACACAGAUUUUUUUAAAUGCUAAAUGCAUAUUAGGUUGAUCUACCUCUUCCAAUUUGGGAAUGUCUUCUUUGGAGGAAAGUGUAGAGUAUAGCUCAAAUAAAAUAAAUAGGAAAAUAAAAUACAAUAUUGACAUGCCUUUUUAUACACACUGCUGCUGUUGUAAACAGCUUGCCUUAAAUUCUUCAAAAGAAAAAAAUCAUUUGCUUCUUGUAAUUUGCAACUGUUAGUUAAUAUUUUACAUAUUAACAUGUGACCAGGAAAGUUGUAUUUUGAGCAUGCAUGCAAUUAAGUGUGCACACGCGUUAAUUUUAUUAAAAACAUGAACAAAAGUGCAAAUUACAUACAUAUACUUUAAAAAUGACUAGGAGAAGAAACAAGUUGGAAGAAAGAACACAAGAAGAUUCUUGAUAAGACAAAGGGUCUAUCUAAUCUGUUACUAACAGACAGAUGCCUCAGGCAGGCACACAAAUUUGGCAUGAAAGCCUUCCUGGGUGAUAUUCAGAAAUAUAGUCUCAGAAUGUGGAUGUUCCAUUUAGAUAUCAUGACUAUCAGCCAUAGAUAAACGUAAUCUCUAUUAAUGAGCAUAAUCCUUUUUUGAAGCAUAAAAGCACAAAACUCCACCAGUCUCGGUCUCUAAAACAAAAAUUAUGUAACAAGUAAAUAGUGUGUAAAUAGUUUUAAAUGGUCCUUAAAAGAUGGUUUAUUGACUAGAUAUAUGUUGUACUAAAAGGACAUUCCUGUUUUCAUAGCUCAAUCUGCCUCCAUUUACUAUAUAAAAAUAGAAAAUAAUAAUAAUAAUAAUAAUAAUAAUAAUAAUAAUACCAAGCAUUCAUUUACAAAGUGCUUUACACAAGUUCUUUCAAUAAUCCUAAUAACAAUCCGUAAGAGCAGGAAAUGGGGAGAUGGUGGCUUGCCUAAAAGCUAACAGUACAAUCCUAUGCAUGUCUACUCAGAAAGAAGUCCCACUGAGUGUAUGUGAAGGCAGUAUUAAGAAGCCAAUUGUUUGCCCUAAAACAGGGGUCAGCAGGGGGCCGGUCCACUGUCCCUCAGACCUUGUGGAGGGCCAGACUAUAUUUUGGGGGGGAAAUAUGAAUUCCUAUGCCCAACAAAUAACCCAGAGAUGAAUUUUAAAUAAAAGGACACAUUCUACUCAUGUAAAACCAUGCUGAUUCCCGGACCAUCCGCGGGCCAGAUUUAGAAGGUGAUUGGGCCAGGCCUUAGUUUGCCUAUCCAUGCCCUAAAAGAAGCAAGACUGAGAAGUGUCUUCUUUUGCCUUCUACCAUUCUCUGUUCUCAUGACAGGAGACAUUGGAAAUGAUUUUCAAAUAGCACGGUUUAUAAACUUUCUUGGUUCUGGGAAUCCUUAUUGUAUACUGCAGAGGAAACCCUGAGCAUCUGCCACAGACCUUUUGCUUGUUGAAAAAGAUUCUGACAAAUGUCCCAGGAUAUUGGUUUUGCCUUUGGUGCCUCAUUAUUAUUCCACGCGAACUAAAAGCACCUUCUACAACACUGAAAAGUACCAUUGGCUGCAUGUCACAAGAAAACAAUAAUUGGCAUGUUUUAGGAAGAUCUGUCUGGUAUUAUACAGGUCUCACGAGCCUCAGCAAGGAAAGCCUAAUAAGCUUCCAAAGAAAUUCAUCAUUCAUCAAAACAAUUUAUAACUGCUGCUUUACAACUAAAAAGGUAUACAAAACCAAUGUCAUAGGAAACCUCUAUAAGGCCUUGACAUUUUCACUAGCAUACAGUAGUGGAAGCCUAAGGCAUGACCACCAGGCAGGAUACAAAAGGAGCUUAUGUAACAUCAAGUAGUCUUUCAUUUUUAUUUUCAUAACAAUCUGUAUUUGUUGAAAAAAGACAUAUUUUGUGCACAUUUUUUUUUUUACAAAACACAUCCUAGCACUUCCUUUAUCGCAGAUCUGAAUACCAUUUUCGGUGGCUAAGAAGUGGUAUAAAAAUCAGUAAAUAAGAUAACCAAUCAAAGAGCCAACACAGAAGUAAAAUGCAUAUUUGCAUUUAAGAUGCAUUAAAAAUAUGUACAUUACAUCAGAUGACGGGAGGGGAAGGAGCACAGUAGACAAGGAGGCAGAAUUUAACCCUUCCCUUCCCUGCUGUGCUCAUAAAGAAAAUUCCUUUUUUUAAAAGCUGGUAUUUGCUGGGGGGGGGGGGAAUCCCUCAUUGGGAGGAAAUCCUCCAUUAAUGCCAAUGUAAAUAGCUUCAGAGGAGAGAUUUUCCUUGGAAAUCCAGCAGGGGAAUAAAGAAUUAUAUUCCCCUUCCAUGCUUUUAUGAUCACCAUAAUGAUUAUCUUCUCCAGCUGAUGCAAUGUCUAACUGAAACAAACAAACAAACAAACAAACAAACAGCUCAAACAAAUGAAAAUAAAAUGCCACAUCUAGUUUAGACCAGUAACCUGUCACAGUUCUCAUACUUCACCUUAAAACUGAGUUUGAAAAACAAGAUACAAGAAAGGAGUUAGAAUUUUUCUCCAGGAUUUUUCCCCCCAGAAUAAAUGCAAUACAUACAAAAUACCAGGUUCAAAACACAUGUAGUAUUUCCAGACCCAGGACUAAUCAUCACACUAAAGUGCGAAUGUUUUCUAACCUCUAUGUAACAGGCACCAUAGAUUAAUAAACUUUUGCAUCUUUUAAUUUAUAACUUUCUCAAAGAUCCCAUGGGCCUUCAAAGGGAUUUUCAGAGCUCAAAACACAAAGAAGACCUCAGAACACAGAAAACUUGCACAUGCCCAGUAAAAAUUAAUACAUGAAUUAAACUGUAGUAUCCUAAUGGAUAAAUUAUGGAUAUGCCAAGUGCUCUUGCUGCAUUUUUUUAAAGUUUAGUCUAUAAGACUUUGCACUUUCUGCAUCAUGCUUCAUUCUCCUGAAAAUUAUAGCCUCUUGAGAUUUUAUAUUAUUUAAUGAGAUUUAUUCACUUUAUCAAUAAUAAUCAUAGUGUGCACAACAGCAUUCAUUCGAAUUUCAACAACUUGGAUAUGGUUUGUGAAGGAGGGACCUUGUAGUCAAAUUUAACUUCUGGUUAAGUAAAUUAGCAGAUGAAAUUUAACAAGCUGAAUGGGUGAAUGUGUAAAAUGCUACCAUUUCACUGUUUAAUGUUUUGCUGAUGUUUUCUUUAAAUUGUCUUCCGGUGAAUAAGGAGGAACAGAAUAAUGACCAAGAUAAUGGAGGACACAAGACUUCUGUCCAAAACAAUUGUGAGAAAUCUUGAACCUCUUUAGUGGUCAGAAGUGGAGAUCAAAUGCAACCAGAGAAGACAGAUUACAGGAUACAGUGCAGACUGCAACUUAUCUCCAUGCAACAGUAGCAUAUCACGCAACCAUCACACCUUCCAUUUCAAUCUAUUAUCAAUUUGCAAUGAGGAAUUUACUCAAACAACAACAAACUAUGAUCUUUCUUUCACUGAAGAAAGGGGGGAGCCAAGCAAACUUAUUAAACUUAUACUUUACAUUUGAAUUUAGCUGUUUGUACCACGUGAGCAGUCAACCACCUACAAGCAUUUGCAGACAUUAAAAAUAGUCAUCAGCAUUAUCCCUUCAAACAUCUUUCUAUUCAGUGCUCUAACACUUACAUCAGAAACUUUUAGUGAUGUGUCACACAUAAGUUUAAAUAAAGAUCCACUCAGAUCGGCCACUAGAAGAGUCUUUAUUUUACAGGCUAAAGAAGAAGACCUCCAGAAAGUAACCUUUUAUUUCUGAAAUUCAGCAUGUUGAAUAGGUACUCUUUUCCUAAUGAAUUAUAUGAUUUAUAUAUCCGUACAAUUCUGCAUGCAGCCAUGACUUACUAAUCUGUUUCAAUGCCAAUUGAAUAAAGCAUCUCAGCAAUUAGUUAUCACGGAACCAGUUAGUUAUGACUUAAGACACACAAAAUAGAUUUUCAGAAACUUCAUCUUGCCAAAUAGAACAUACACUAGAGUACACCUGAAAAUAUGACGGCGUUUUAAAAGAAGAAGCCCAUGUAUCAAGGAUUCACAAUCAUGUCAAACAGGGAUACAUUUAAUUUUUUAAAAAUUAAAGUCUCUUAAUACCACUUCUAGAGACCUUACCGUCACAGAACAAAAUUUCUGCUCAAAUACGCAAACUAUUUGCAAUGACAGCCCAACUUGUUUCCAAGUCCAUUUUCCAAUUUCUCAAAUCACAACGAAGAAGAAAACACUUUAAAAUAUUUAUACUUCCUAGGGUGAGAAAAGUAAUCAGAAGGAUAUAGAGUGCGACCGAAUGUGGUGGUGCUUUGCCAUACAGACGAAAAGGAAAGGACAAUAUGCGGGGGGAAAGGAAUGGAGGAGCGUAGCAUGAUGGAACUAAAUAAUGAGAAAGCACCUUUUCUGGAGGAUGGGGAUGGAGUGGGAGUUUGUAUGUGACACAGAAGAGGGGGUGGAGGGGGGAAUCUACCCAGCCGGUGUGCGUGUGCAUGUGUGCGUGCGUGCGUGGCGAUGGAGAGGAAGUGAAUAAAUAACCAAGUGAAUAAAUAACAGGAGGUGAGCGCAGACGGAAAGGAGGCAUGGCCUUGUCUAGUGCGGUUGUGCAGGCAAUUAAGAAGAGGUGGAAGCUCAGCAAGGGAUGGAAAGAGACUUUGGAGCGAGGGAGAGAGAGGGAAGGAAGGCGGACGCUCGAGCCACACGCCAGGUUUUCCUCUUCCCUUCCACAUCCCGCAGAGGAGCUGCUGCUGAUGGAACUGCAGCUCCUGCGCACAAGACUUCGUGGCUCCCUGAAUAAUUCAGGGAGGGAGGGGGGGGGGAGAGAAAGGUCCGUCUCUCAGAAAGAAUGCAAAGCAAGAAAAGGGGGUCAGCAGAAGGGAACUACCCACUCCGCUUGCCCUGCCUUCCCACCCACAUUUAAUUGCCGGUCAAACUUUAUUUGUCUAAAAUGCUUCGCGAGGAGGGAGACGGGCUGCCACCGGAAAUAAUCUCUCGCUCCUGGGAGACCCGAAGUCAAGCCCGGGUAUUGUUCCCUCGUCGCCGCCGGAGCCCCAUCCCUCUCUCUCUCUCUCGCUCCCUCCCUCUCCGGGCGCUCGCUGGUUCUGUCAGGUUGCCAACGCAGCGCCUCCGCUCCCCUCCGUCUCUCCAUCGAGCCCCCAGCCGCCGCCGCCACCACCGCGGCCAUUUCCCACUGCUCGCCUCCCCUCUCUCCAGCGGCAGAGGCGGAAAAAGCGCCGGCCUCCGUGGCCCUCGCCAACUCACCUCGCCGGCCCCUUGCGCGGCCACCGCCGCUCCCAGCCGCCUUUCUCCCGGGAAGCUGCUCCUGCCCUCCGUCUGCCUUGGCUCGCCUCUCGCCCUCCUGUCCGUCGGAGGCAGAGCUCCGAGCGCGCCGCUGCCGCCGCCUCCUCCUCCGCCUCCUCCUCCAAAUGCCACCCCUGACAAGCGGGCGCGAACUCCGGCGAUGAGUUCUAGCGCGGAGAGCUCCGGCCAGCGGCGCCUGAACGGGGAGGGCAAGAAGCAACUCGUGAAGGCGACGCCGCCGCAGACGCCCGCCCAGCACGCAGAUACACAAAGCUCCCCGGGGACGCCGUCCUCUCCGGAGCAAGAGCUCGGCGCCCGCGCUGGCAGCAGCGCCUCCGCUCUUUCUCGCUGGUUCGGGGCUCUGCUGCAAUGCCUGUGAGGCUGACUUUCAAAGCCUCACCCGCAGCCCGAGAUCCUCCCUCCCCUCCCCUCCCCUCCUCCCUUUCCACCCUGUCAGCCC